Messenger RNA from Chanos chanos (milkfish), 2517 nucleotides. RefSeq names its product death domain containing 1 (gene dthd1). The record is from RefSeq and is a predicted model, not a curated record. The coding region runs from base 1 to 2517 and encodes 838 amino acids. The transcript has 11 exons. Lineage: Eukaryota; Metazoa; Chordata; Actinopteri; Gonorynchiformes; Chanidae.
AUGUCAAACAAAAUCGAGGAGACAGACUUGCUCCACACAGAACCCUCUUCUGAGGACUCACUUCUCAAACUGCUACAGGACUCUGCACAGAGUCUGAGGGGGCUGUUAUCAGACCAAGGCAGAACCAGAGGAGGCAGGGGAUUGCGGGGGGAGCUUACCCAGGCUGGGGUGCUCCAGCUGGGGCAGGCAAACUCGGCUGGGACCCUCUGUAUGCUCCUCAGCGUGCUGAAGGAGCUGGCUGAGCUUAACACACAGAGGGUCCGUGCCUGGAGAGAAACUCUGAGAGACACUGCACACACACUCUCUGAGGACUGUGAUUUUGACCCCAGUUUGUCAGGUGUCACCAGUGUUUCUGAUGACUGUAAACUUCACCACACCACUGUCCUGAUCCUCAGCAUCUUGCAGGACACCCAGAACCUCGAGGAGAAGCUGCAGACCAUAAAACACAAACUUAACAUGGGCAUGCAGAGUCACUUCCAGACCAUGUCAGAUGACUCAGGAGGUCAUCUAGACUCAGCCUGGAUCCCCAAACCACUGCGUGGACAGACCGCACCCCCGAACCACUGCGUACGCAGCCCGCUCCCCCGAACUACUGCAUACGCAGACUGCACGCCCGAACCACUGCGUAUGCAGACUGCUGCUGGCUCUGAUGUGGCGGGAAACCGGGUGAUAGUAAUGGACCAAUCAGAGAGCAGCGAGUCAGAUGGUCCGGCUGCCUGCUACGUGACAGCGCCAGCAGAGAUCGCAGAGGUCAUGACUUGCGAGGUGUCAAGUGACCUGAGUUCUGUUCUGGUGUGGGGUUCGGAGGAAAUGGUCAGCAGCAUAAUCACGAUCCAAGUCCCUGACGACGCCAAGAGUCCCUUCCCCAUCACCGUAGCCAUGUCUUUCCGCGCCCGUUACCACGGAAACCACCGGGACAUCGCAGUCAAGGUGGUGGAUCGGGAGUCAAGGACAAGCUACGUCACGCCUGUGUCCAUGGAGAGCAGCUACAGAGGCCGGAGGGGCUCCUUCGCGGUCAUCCGUGUGUACACCCUGGGUGUGUUUGCGGUCGUGUCGUGUUUAAGGAGAGAGACGUUUAUGGUUCCUAAGAGAGGGCUGUCUCUGAAGCUUAGCGUGGAUUCCCGAAUCUGCCUGGAGUACCCGCCCAACACUUUCCCCACGCCCGUCAUUGCUCAGGCCACUGUUCAACCCUUGGAUGCUGCUAUCUUGUCCAGUCUGAAGUCUCAGAGAGACCUGUAUCACUCUGCACUGGCCACCAGUCCCCUUCUCUACCUGAGUCACCCUUCACCUCUGACCCUACGUCGACCCCUCACCAUAACCAUGCCCUGCCCUCCAAACCCUGACAAGAGGAGGGGAGGGGAGGAGGUUGACAUGCCACGCCCAGCCACUGCAGUCCAGACCCGGGAUACACAUGUGCCAUGUCAACUCAGGAUUGUCAGUGCUUCAGUCAAGUCGUCGAGAGACACAGCCAAUGAGCAACUGGCUUUGCUUUGCUGGAGAGAAGAGCAGUGGAACAUUCUAGAUAAAGUGAAUGUGAAGAACCUGCAAAAUGGCCUGGUAUCUUUUGAACUAAUGGAGAAAUAUGAAAGGUUGAUGGUGGUGCGUUUGCUGUCCCCCGUUAAACCCCUGUACCUGGCCUCACUGGCAGAAGAGGUGGAGAGAGCUGUGAGGGUUUCCGCGGUAACCAUAGUGCUCCAGCGGAAGAAGGAUGACCCCUACAGUGUUGUGGUGGCUGCCCUGCCCAGCAGAGACCUGAGCUGGGAGAUGGCCAAACUCCAGGCCCAGGCUUUCUGCAGCCCACUGGAACACUCCGGAGAUAUCCCCAUGCACGAGGGAGAACAGCUCCUCCUGACCUUUAGUGGAAAUAUUACCUGCACAGAUGGGCACAGAGAAACAUCGAAGAUACUCACCUUUCACAACCAGAGGAGGAGGCAUUUGCAUCUCACGCUGACAGAGGUAGACUCGUUUGGAAACUACAGCUCAGCCCAUUACAAAGGCACGGCCGUCUUCACGAGAGUCAGCGUGGGUCAGCUGGUCUGGAAAGGAAACAGACCUGUCCCCAUGAAAGGGCGUCCCCUAGAGGAGCCUGUCUGUAAGCUAAGCCUCACUCUGCCCAAGGUGCAUCAAUCACACCUCCAGCCAUCAGACACAAACUAUACCUAUACAAGGCUGCUAGACGCUCUCUCUGAUGACCUCUUGUCGUGGUUGUGUGAGGAGUUGGCAGAGGAGGAUGCUACCCUGCUGGUUAUGGGUCUGCGUCUGCGCCGAUCGUCCGUUCAGUUGGCCCGUCUCCGUGCCCCCGAGGGCGUGGCCCAGCAAACUCUCCACCUGCUGUCUCUCUGGAGACGCAGCCUCCCCUCCUCCGUCCCCAAAGGCCCCGCCCUGGCCCGCUGUCUGAGGCGCUGUGGCCGGCCUGACCUGGCCGUGGAGCUGCUGCAGCGAGAAGCCACUGUCGAGAGACGGAGAGUCAGGAACCUGGAGACAUGGGAGAACUCAGGCCCUGGACCCUGUUCCUGA